AUGGUAUUAAAGAUUAACUCUGAAGCAAUUGGACAUAAAAUUAGUUCUCUUGAAGAUCAAUAUUAUAGUUUAAAAAGGCACCAUGAAUCCCGUUUAAAGGACUUAAAUUUAGAAAUUAAAGAGCUUUCAAAACUCAUAAGCAAAGAACAAAAUAAUCUUCAAGAAAUUAAGUCCAGAAAAGAAAGCCAGCUUAGGGAUCUUGAGUUAAGGAUAUCAAAUCAAAUUCUAGAGUUACGGGAAAUUAGAAAUGAAUCUGAUACUGUAAUUGAAAACAAAAUUAAGGAACACAUCCACAGAAUGGAAACUUUAGAAUUCAACAAAUCAUCAGAAAUUGAUAUUCACAGAGAAGAUCAGUUUGAGGAAAUCUCAAAGUCAUUAAAUGAUUUAACACAAAAAGUUGAAUGCUUAAGAAAGAAAAGGUUAGUUAAGAAUGAAAAUUACUUAAUAAUUUACCCUAUUUCUGAACUCUCUUAA
Cryptosporidium ubiquitum is the source of this 474-nucleotide messenger RNA. RefSeq lists its product as uncharacterized. The transcript is spliced from 2 exons. Bases 1 to 474 code for a protein of 157 amino acids. The record is from RefSeq and is a predicted model, not a curated record. NCBI's taxonomy places the organism in Eukaryota, Apicomplexa, Conoidasida, Eucoccidiorida, Cryptosporidiidae.